UUAAAGCGACGCUUAAAAGUGAGAGAAAAGCUUGCGCGAUCGGCGUCGGUUGGCGGUCAGAAAGGAAACACAGUUCGUCGUUUAUAGUCGGGAGUCUGGACUGAGGGCUCGGAUCCCGCGCCCUCGGCCGUAGCUAUCCUUGGACGAGGAGCAUGCCCUACUAUUUUUGAGGCAUGGAUCAGUGCGGACCAUCGCGGACGAACCGUGCGAAUGUCAUGGAAGGCGUCGGAUCGCGCGUGAUCAGGGGUCCCGACUGGAAAUGGGGCAAACAGGACGGCGGAGACGGACAUCUGGGCACCGUGCGAAAUUUCGAGUCGUCGGAAGAAGUUGUCGUCGUCUGGGAUAACGGCACGGCGGCCAACUACCGCUGUUCCGGAACGUACGAUCUCCGCAUCGUUGACAGCGCACCCACAGGCAUCAAGCAUGAAGGAACCAUGUGUGACACGUGUCGGCAACAGCCCAUCUUUGGCAUCCGCUGGAAGUGCGCCGAGUGCUCCAACUAUGACCUCUGCUCCAUGUGCUACCACGGGGACAAGCACCAGCUUCGGCACCGCUUCUUCCGCAUCACUAACCCUGGCAGCGAACGGGCACUUAUGGAGCCUCGCCGUAAGAGCAAGAAGAUGGGAGUCCGCGGCAUGUUCCCCGGAGCGAGAGUCGUCCGAGGCGUCGACUGGCAGUGGGAGGAUCAGGACGGCGGCAAUGGGCGCCGGGGGAAGGUCACCGAGAUCCAGGACUGGAGUGCGGCCAGUCCCCGUAGCGCUGCCUACGUGGUGUGGGACAACGGGGCCAAGAACCUCUACCGCGUCGGCUUUGAAGGCAUGGCUGACCUCAAAGUUGUGAAUGACGCAAAGGGUGGCACAGUCUAUAGGGACCAUCUCCCCCUCUUAGGAGAACAAGGCCCCGGUCGUUCUGGAGGUGUGGGCUUCCAAGUGGGUGAUCAAGUGAACGUAGACCUGGAUCUAGAAAUUGUUCAGUCACUUCAGCAUGGCCAUGGCGGAUGGACAGAUGGAAUGUACGAGUGUCUAGGAACAACAGGCACGGUGAUUGGAGUUGAUGAAGACCACGACAUAGUGGUGUCCUAUCCAAGUGCAAACAGGUGGACGUUCAACCCAGCUGUGCUAACUCGUGUCAACACGGCACCGACUGCAUCGACAUCGUCGGCAAGCGGCAGCGGUGCAGGGGACUCGGCCUCAUCGCAGCAGUUUGCUGUCGGGGACCUGGUGCAGAUCUGCAGCGACCUUGAGCGUAUCAAGAUCCUCCAGCGGGGUCAUGGAGAGUGGGCGGAGGCAAUGGCUCCUACCCUGGGCAAGAUAGGCAGAGUCCAACAGAUUUACCAUGACAAUGACCUAAAGGUUGAGGUCUGCGGCACAUCUUGGACCUACAACCCUCUUGCUGUUACAAAGAUGGCAUCAGAUGGCGCUGUUGCCGGUGUGUCCAGUGGUGAACGCCUGAGUGCUUUGCUCAAGAAGCUGUUCGAGAACCAUGUCUCCGGAGAUGUGAAUGAGGAGCUGGUCAAGGCGGCGGCCAACGGCGACGCUCAGAAGUGCGAGGAAAUUCUGAAGCACCCUGAAGCCAACGUGAACGGGGUGUUUGCGAGUCACACCGCCCUCCAGGCUGCCAGCCAGAACGGUCACGUGGAGGUCGUCAAGAUCCUCCUGCGCCACAGUGCAGAUGUUGAGAUUGAGGACAAAGAUGGUGACCGAGCCGUGCACCACACUGCCUUUGGAGACGAGCCGAGUGUGAUGGAGCUUUUAGCUCGGGCCGGUGCUGACCUGAAUGCACGCAACAAGCGUCGCCAGACUCCCCUGCACAUUGCAGUGAACAAGGGCCACAUGGGCGUUGUCAAGACCUUGCUCGACCUGGGCUGCCACCCGAGUCUCCAGGACUGCGAGGGGGACACGCCACUCCACGACGCCAUCAGCAAGAAGCGGGACGACAUGCUUACCCUCCUCUUGGACCACAACGCGGACAUCACGCUCACCAACAACAAUGGCUUCAACGCCCUUCACCACGCGGCGCUCCGAGGCAACCCAAGGUCUGUGCAGCUUUUCUUCCGCCUGCCCUCGCUUCGCUUCUUUUACAGAUGACGCUCGACGAGGAAC
Dermacentor silvarum is the source of this 2102-nucleotide messenger RNA. RefSeq names its product E3 ubiquitin-protein ligase mib1 (gene mib1). Lineage: Eukaryota; Metazoa; Arthropoda; Arachnida; Ixodida; Ixodidae. Gene Ontology annotation, cellular component: cytoplasm. Gene Ontology annotation, biological process: protein ubiquitination. The coding region runs from base 174 to 2087 and encodes 637 amino acids. Gene Ontology annotation, molecular function: ubiquitin-protein transferase activity; protein binding; zinc ion binding. The record is from RefSeq and is a predicted model, not a curated record. The transcript is spliced from 12 exons.